Durio zibethinus is the source of this 1856-nucleotide messenger RNA. RefSeq names its product phosphoribosylformylglycinamidine synthase. NCBI's taxonomy places the organism in Eukaryota, Viridiplantae, Streptophyta, Magnoliopsida, Malvales, Malvaceae. The record is from RefSeq and is a predicted model, not a curated record.
CAAGCCAGAAGCGGAACUGAGAAGCAACGAAUAGAAUAGAACAGACGAAACCGUGUUUCCCUUUGCCAGGUGAAGCCCUGUGUGGCGGUCUUCAUUCCUUCCUCGUAACUAACCUCAACCAGAAAUGAAACCUUAGUUAUUAGUACCUUUGGCUGCUUCAUUGGAAAUUUAUUUGUAUAAUUGCAGUGGCAAAGCAGUCUUCCUUCCUUAAUUCUUUGUUAAUACUAUUAUUUUUUGUUUAGAUUAGAUGAAGUGUGUGAAGAGCCGCGGCCUGCCCUUGUCCUUGUCCUUGCCUUCUCCAUUUCCAUCUGCUUCUCCUCCUCUGUUUCUAUUGGGCUGCACCAAAUCUAAAACAUAUCGCCCGCAGCUAUCCUUCCCCACUCCGCGUCGUUCUCGCCGUUCUCGCUCUUCUCGUUCUUCUCGCUUCCCAAGGAAUCGAAACUACGACAACGACAACAACCUUAGCCUCGGCCUUAGACGGAGCAUCGAGUUCGAAUCAUCCCCAUAUAACCACAAUGUCAAAUUGGUCCUCGACUUUGACCAAAUUUCGUCCCUGUCCUCCUCCACCGUAAACCGCCUCGUCUCUUUCUCCACUGACGCUUUCCAAGACCUCCAAAAUUUGAUUCAAAUCAAUACUCAAGCUCGCACCCUUCAACUCUCAUGCCGCAAGUCCACCCUUCAAUUUCUUGCCGCUUUCCUCACUUGUGGCUUCCUCAUUGCUUUUGCUUUGAGGGUUUUUGUUAAGAUGGGUUUGGCCUUCAAGGCUCGGUUUAGGCCUAAGCACAAGGUUAUUGUCCGGAGGGAUAGGAGUCUUGGAGGAAGAGAGGUGAUUGUAGGGACAAACAGGGACCAGGAUCACCCUUCUAAUUGCAGGGCUUUGCACAAUCCCUUAUCCUUGUCCACCGUUCCCACUGUUACCAAUAAGACCCAUUCUCCACGCCUCCAGGUUAGGGAAAAGUUGCCAAAAUGGUGGCCUCAACCGGAUUCAAUGCCUAAAGGGGGUUCUGUCUUCAAUUCCGAGUAUUACCAAACUCAGGCCAACAGAUUGAUCAGAGGCAACUUAUCUACUUCAUUUCCAGCAAUCAUCGAAAACAGAUUGGGUGGAAAAGACAUUACAGAGGAUGAUAUAAUUCAAUUGCGUCAAAUAUGCAGGACAUCUGGUGUACGGGUCUCCAUUGACACAACUAACACACGGGAUUCAUUCUAUCGUGCAUCUAUUGAGUUGGUUUUAAACGUCUGCUGCAGGGUGCCAAGUCACUCUACCUGUGUUCAGAUUGAUGGUGAAGAUGCUCGGCAAUUUCUUUCUGGGCUAGCUGAAAAUAUUGGACUUGACAAUAUCCGUGCUUCUAGAAUGGUAUCUGCUGGUGUCGCUGCACGAACACGUUUAGGAUUUUUGCAGGCUUGGGCUUUUGAAAUGCAAGGUAAACAUACUGAAGCAGUUUUGGAACUUAUGAAGAUAUGUCUUGUACACCAAAUCUUUCCUCCUGAAGAGUCCUCGCCUGAGAUGGAGAUGGUGGCUCGAGGAUUGGAGAAGAUUUUGAAGGUGGAGCAGAGGGAAUUGCUGAUGGGUAUGCUGGUAGGGGUUUGUAGCGGAGAGAGUCGAAGAAGUGCGGCAGAAGCUCUGGGUUUGGCCUGUUGACAUAUUCUCUGUUGCCAGCCAAAAGCCUCUAUAUAUUUUUUUUUACCCAAUAGACUAGAUAGCUUAAAUUCUUUUUAUUUUUAGAAAAACAGAAUGCUUUACUACAGUGUUGGGAAUAAUUAGGAGAGGAAGAAAAGAUGCUCAAAUAUGGAAAAUUUCAGGUGACAUGACUUUCUUCAAGCGUAUUUCGAUAAUUCAGCCAUUUUGCUUUAAAAUG